AUGACUCUGCCUGCGCCGCAUCAGGGUAGCGUCCAGAGCAGCGGAGCAGCUCGCAGCCCCCGGGGGCCUCCUGCCGCCGCCCGGUGGCCCCUGCCGUCAGGCAGCAUCCCGGCGUUUGCAGAUCUGCUCUGCGGGGCCGCUUGCCGCCGGUGGAACCACCGCCUCGCGCGCGGGCACGAGGCAUCACGUGUCACCUGCCUGGAAGUAACUUACCUCGGAGCCCGCAGCGAUGUGGCAGGCGCGGAGAGCAGCAUGGUUUGGCGGAGAUCUCCAGAGUGGGCCCAAGUGGAGCCAGUACUUUCAAAGGGGAACAAUUGCUUGGAUGCAGCAAAAGCUUGUAACCUAAAUGAUACCUGCAAGAGGUUCAGAUCUGCUUACAUAACCCCCUGCACCAGCAGCACGUCUAAUGAAAUCUGUAACAAGCGGAAGUGUCAUAAGGCCCUCCGGCUAUUUUUUGACAAAGUUCCCCCAAAGCACAGCUACGGGAUGCUCUUCUGCUCCUGUCGAGACGUAGCCUGUACAGAAAGGAGACGGCAGACUAUUGUUCCUGUGUGUUCAUAUGAGGACAGGGAGAAACCAAACUGCCUGAAUUUACAAGAAUCCUGCAAGAAGAAUUACAUCUGCAGAUCUCGCCUUGCAGAUUUCUUCACAAACUGCCAGCCUGAGUCACGGUCUGUUAGUAGCUGUCUGAAGGAGAACUAUGCUGACUGCCUUCUCGCUUACUCGGGGCUUAUUG
Messenger RNA from Phaethon lepturus (White-tailed tropicbird), 736 nucleotides. RefSeq names its product GDNF family receptor alpha-1-like. The transcript is spliced from 3 exons. The annotation marks the transcript as partial. NCBI's taxonomy places the organism in Eukaryota, Metazoa, Chordata, Aves, Phaethontiformes, Phaethontidae. The record is from RefSeq and is a predicted model, not a curated record. Gene Ontology annotation, cellular component: signaling receptor complex; external side of plasma membrane. Gene Ontology annotation, biological process: nervous system development. Gene Ontology annotation, molecular function: signaling receptor activity.